AUGAUCCCUUCAGGAAUAAUGAAGCCUCCCAGAGGAAAGCUUUCUCUUCCCAUCAUUAACAUUACUAACUGUGUUCUUGUUUUUGUGGCUAUCUUGUAUGCGGAGAGACUCAGUUUCCCCUGUUCCAAGUCCAUUUUCAAGUCAAACCAUGUCCUACACAAAUCACCAAACCAAAGUCUAGUGAGUCGGCUUCUCAUAUGCUGCAACUAUAUACCUCACCUCGUAUUGCCUUCUUAUGUUUUUAUUUAUCAUUUUGAUUCUAAUGCAAUCAUAUCUCAUCAUAUUAUGAUUGUCCUAGCAGGUGAUAAAAAAGCAGAUGAAGAGGUUGUGCUCAUGAAUGCAUCAUCAUGGAUUGAUGACAAGUUUGAUUUUGACCCUGAGGAGUGCAAUGUUGCCAACGGGAAAUGGGUGUUUAACAAUUCAAUAACGCCCUCUACACUGACAUAA
Messenger RNA from Sphenostylis stenocarpa, 447 nucleotides. NCBI's taxonomy places the organism in Eukaryota, Viridiplantae, Streptophyta, Magnoliopsida, Fabales, Fabaceae. The record is from the annotation of a GenBank genome assembly.